AUACUCGAAGGUGCUAGCCGAACUACGUUUCGAGGCUGAAAGAGUCUUUUCAAGCUGUCAAUUUCCCAAUGAAAUUCUUGUUGCUUUCAAAUUUGAGAACCCUUUUGAUUCUUUACUUCCACCUUUUUGCUGGAAUCUAUACUUACUUUUACAAGUUUUGAUAGGUUUUUAAAAUCAGUGGACCUUACCCGUUACUUCCUCUCAAAAUUCUGUGUCCCCCUCCACCUCCACCACCAUUUCCCUUUAUAUAAACACCACCUUCUGUUUUCUUGUUUUCGUAGAUUGUUUGAUCUUUUCCUUUGAUUCCCAAUACUCCCUCUUGUUGGAUUUCCUAUCAGUUUCCACAAAUUGCUCCAUUAAUGGCUUCAAAAAGAAUCUCCAAGGAGCUUAAGGACUUGCAGAGAGACCCACCAACAUCUUGCAGUGCAGGUCCUGUAGCAGAGGAUAUGUUCCAUUGGCAAGCAACAAUCAUCGGUCCAACCGACAGCCCUUAUGCCAACGGAGUAUUCCUCGUGACUAUCCAUUUCCCACCUGAUUAUCCAUUCAAACCUCCAAAGGUUGCGUUUAGGACCAAAGUUUUCCACCCCAAUAUAAACAGCAACGGGAACAUUUGCUUGGACAUACUCAAGGAACAGUGGAGCCCUGCUCUUACCAUAUCCAAGGUUUUACUCUCCAUAUGUUCACUUCUGACUGAUCCAAACCCAGAUGAUCCACUUGUUCCAGAGAUUGCUCACAUGUGCAAAGCUGAUAAAGUCAAGUAUGAAUCCACUGCUAGAAGCUGGACCCAGAAGUAUGCCAUGGGCUAAAAACAAAAAACAAAAAACAAAAACAAAAACCUUCCCCCAUGUUUGCUGUUAUAUCUUCAAUAUUUACUUUUCAAUCAAGUAAAUGUUCUUCAAAAAAUUAGUAUCUUUCUUCUUGUCCUGUUUCAAUUCUGAGGUAUUCAAAAGGCCUGUUUGGCUUACAAAUAAACAGGUCCCAUCGUAAGGCUGUAAUUGUGGGUGGGAGCACCUCUUUGCUUGGGAAUAAAAGCUUGUCCACUAUA
Molecule: messenger RNA, 1045 nt
Organism: Rhododendron vialii
Lineage: Eukaryota; Viridiplantae; Streptophyta; Magnoliopsida; Ericales; Ericaceae
Product: ubiquitin-conjugating enzyme E2-17 kDa-like
Exons: 4
Coding region: 360-806 (148 amino acids)
Biological process (GO): protein polyubiquitination
Cellular component (GO): nucleus
Molecular function (GO): ubiquitin conjugating enzyme activity
Source: RefSeq, a predicted model, not a curated record